Messenger RNA from Ictalurus furcatus (blue catfish), 2929 nucleotides. RefSeq names its product microsomal triglyceride transfer protein large subunit. Gene Ontology annotation, biological process: lipid transport; lipoprotein metabolic process. Gene Ontology annotation, cellular component: endoplasmic reticulum; Golgi apparatus; basolateral plasma membrane. Gene Ontology annotation, molecular function: lipid binding. The record is from RefSeq and is a predicted model, not a curated record. Lineage: Eukaryota; Metazoa; Chordata; Actinopteri; Siluriformes; Ictaluridae. Bases 65 to 2707 code for a protein of 880 amino acids. The transcript is spliced from 18 exons.
CUGUUCUUUGUCAGACUGACCGAGUAAACCUGCCAGAGUAUUCUUGCUGCUCCAGUUCACAAAAAUGAAGCCAUCCGUUUGUUUGACAUUCUGCUUCCUUUUUCUUAUUGGAAUUAGGGACAAUGUGAGCGGUAAAGUCGUGCUCAGUACAGGCCUCCACUUCGAUCCGGGGGUUCUGUAUGAGUAUGAGUACAGCACGUCUAUGGAGGUGGCUCCCAUCUCUGAGGAUUUUGGAGAAGCUACUGCAUUCACUGUGCUAGCAACCAUACACAUCCAUUCACUAUGGAGGAACAGCCAGCAAGAACAGCUUCUGCAAUUACAAAUUCAAAAUCUAAAACUUAAUCCCAAUUCAAGUGACUCCACCAGCAAACCUUUGGUCCUUGGUGACAUGGCGAGUGGCUCUGAACAUGUUAAGGAACCAUUUCUUGUGCAUAUUCACUCAGGAAAGAUUAAAGGAGUUUUUGAUGUUUCUUCGGACAACACGGUCAGCUUGAAUUUCAAAAAAGGAUUGGCGAUGCUGCUCCAAAUUCAAGCUCAGUCUGGAACCAUUAAGGAAGAUGACACAACAGGACAGUGCCAGGUCUCAUACCAUAUGUCAGGGGAUGACAUUAUCAAAGUCAAACAUCAUGAAAACUGUGAAAAGAGAAUGACUGAUGGGAAGAUGUUUGCUAACCAGUUCUUUAGGGUGAGUUCAGGUGGGAGCUCUGAAACAGUUUUCACUAUGGAUGGUAGCCACAUAAAAUCAGUCAUUUCAGAGGAAUUUGGCUCACUGGUUUUAGAUGAAUAUCCUACAGUAGGAAUCCACAUUUCUUCAAGGCAGUUGUUGCAGCUCUUAUCUACACACUCUGGUCCUAAUGAGGCACAGGGAGCACUGCAGGACAUGCUCAGGUCUCUCAAGGCAGGCUAUGUGAAUCAUACCAUUCAUGCAAUACCUGCUGUCAGGCAGCCUGCCAUCAAGAGAUAUUCAGUUCCUAAAAUCCUAGCUCAUUUGAAAGCAAAAGAGUUGCACACUCAGUCAACGACAGUGAACAUGUUCCUCCAGCUGUCAGAAUCCCUGCGAAAUCUGGAAAUGGUUCAAAUAAAAAAUAUUUUGAAAAAGGCUCAUGCCAAUUUUGUUCCUAUUCUGAUAGAUGCAGCUGCAGCGGCCUCUACACCUGCUUCCCUGGAGGCCCUUGUCUCUUUUAUCAACAUCCCAAAUCCAAAGACAUCACCGCUGCUGGAGAAAUUUCUCUACGCCUGUGCAUUCUCUUCUCAGCCAUCCACUCAUUUAAUUAAUAUCAUCACUCACAUCCUUACACACACAUCUGCACAGUGGGAGACACAUGAAAUGGCUCUCAUUGUUCUUGGGACAGUAAUCCGGAAAAUGUGUUCUGCAGACAUGUGCUACCUUCAGGAAGUUGAACAUGCUAAGGGACUUAUUGUGAAAGGGCUGAGUGCAUCCACUGAAGAAAGAGAGAUAAAGUCCUACCUGCUAGCCCUAAAAAGUGCUCGCCUUCCAGAGACAGUGCCUGUCCUUCUCCAGUAUAUUGAUCACUCCAAAUCUGUGUCAAGCAUUGUACUCUCAGCAUUGCAGGGCUUUCCACCUCAAUAUAUCACAAAAGAGGUUAAGGAGCAUGCCAGAAACAUAUUUAACCAAAGAAAGAAGUCUUUUUCCGUUCCUGUACGUCUGGAUGCUGCUCAGCUCUUGCUUAUGUAUGAUCCUCUGGACAUAGAUGUCCAAGAGAUAAUCCUGAAAAUUGCAGAAGAAAAGCCUGAGGUCUCCAAGUUUCUUACCACCAAAAUUAUGAGCGUGCUACGGUCAGAUUCUCCUGCCAGAAAUGUUAUUCGUAAUGUGUUGAAAGACCCAAAACUGAAUAAUUAUUUCCAUCUUGCACGAUCUGGUUGUUCUUCUUCAUAUGCUGGACUGAUGACAGAGAACAAGAACAUGCUUGCAUCAUAUGACUUUGAAUUUCUCUUUUCUGAGUCUGGAGCUCCAAAGCAAAGCAAUAGCCAAUUCUAUGCCCAAACCAGAGGGAGAAGUUUGCAUUUACUGCAGGUUUCUCUAGAGACAAGUGGUCUUGAUUCUCUGUUUGGGACUGAAGCAACAGGAGCAGAAGAGGAAGAGUUAAUGGCAGGAAUGUCAGCCAUGUUUCUGGGUGUGCAGAUCCAGCCCAUUGUCUUCUUCCAGGGCUAUGGAGACUUGAUGAGCAAGUAUUUCUCAGCAGGUGAAGGACCAAUGAACAUUAUCUCUGGAAAUAUUCUCAUUCUCGAUAACAGACAGAGUCUAAUUCUCCAGUCUGGACUACAAGCUCAUGGUGUUUUUCAUGGUGGUCUUUCUGUUGACGUAUCAGCUGAUUUGGCAUUCAGCAUAUUCACUCAGGAGUCAAAAACCUCUGUCAAUAACAAGUUCUCACUAAUUGUCAGUGCCAAGGCAGAAGUGGACGCUCCACUCAUAAGCACUACAGCUGAGACUGUGGUGAAGAUGGACCCUUCUGUCAGAUUUGUCACCACUGUUAGCUUCUAUGACACCCCUGUACAAUACUGUCUGCAGCUCAUCAGAGAUCCUCUGCUUUACAGAGAGAGUGUGUCUACCCGAGUAAACAUUCAAAACAGAACAAAACUUGUUCAGCGACGCAAACAAAAAUGGACUCUUUCCGGAGAAGAGGCAGCAUUCAAUAAGGAAAAUUCAAAGAUGUGUAGAAAUCUACUUAACCCAAACUCCAAAUAACAAUAAAAUAAAUUUGAGUCUUCAUGAUCAUCCACUCAUAAAGAGCAUCGAGUUUCUCAUUCGUUGAGUAUAACAGGUGGAUAACACUGUAGCUGUAUAUGACUACACAAGUUCGUGCCUCAGAGACUAAAGGGACAUGCUAAGCAGAGUGUUAUAACAAAUGAAACCCUUUACAAUUCAGACAAGCGAGAAAAACAAAUCAGUAAACUACUUUUCAAUGUU